AUGGGAGGUUUAGAGCAGCUUAACACUGUUGAUUUUCCUGCAGCAGGAAUCCUGUCCAAGGCUUCAUGUGACCUGUAUCGAAUCAUCCUCAUCGAAGAGCCAAAGACCUGGACAGAAGCGCAAUCCUACUGCAGAGAGAAACACACAGAUCUGGCGACGAUUCAGAGCGAUGAAGACAGAGCAAAACUGAAGGAGGCAGCAGAUGCUGUGAACUUUCAGUCUGUGGCCUGGAUCGGUUUCUACAGAGUUGCCUGGCAUUGGUCAUAUCAAAACACGCCGAUCAGCUUUGAGAAGUGGUAUUCCACUCAGCCGGACAUACCUGACACAAACGAGGCCUGUGGGACUGUAAAAACCAGCGGACCAUGGGCUGACAGAGACUGUACUGUACAAGAUGAAUUCUUUUGCCAAACUGACACACAGGACACACUUCAGAACAAGUUUAAGUUCAUUGAAAUGGAAAUGAACUGGCAUGAUGCUCAAAUUCACUGCAGAACACACUACGUAGACCUGGCCACCAUUACAAACGAUACAGAGAACACGUUCCUCGCAAACAUACUUUAUGUCGAGGGCCACACUGAUAAUUGGAUCGGCCUGUACAAGAUCCCAUUUAACCCAUGGCUAUGGUCAGAUAAUAGCAGUGUAUUGUUGUCCUCUGUGAAAUGGGAGUCUGGGCAGCCUGAUGUGAACGGAAUCAAGGAUUGUGUGAAAGCCAGUACUGAAGGACUGAUGGCUGAUGACUCCUGCUCGACUCCACUGCCUUUCUACUGCAGCGAAAACAGGAAAAAAAUACAACGUGUGAGAUUCACAAUCAAAUCAGACGGAGAUCUGGACGAAUCUGCAGUGAUGGAGGCCAUAGAGAAGAAGAUGAAGGAGAUCCUCUCGGAUCAGGACAUGGAAAUCACAUCCAGCAUAAAAUGGAGCGUCCAACCUGACGGGAAGAUCUUCCAGCAGCAGAAAACACAAGAAAACACACAAGAGACGCCAUGUGAGGAGUUAGAUCCAAUGAAACACUAGACUCUGAUACAAGCUAUAACUUGUCCAAACAUUAAUGAAUCUUUAAGCAAAAAGCAUUCAUAAUAAAUGAUAGAUGUUCAACACCAUCACAUGUAAUUAAUACAGUCAAUGCAUGGUAAAUUAUAAAAUAAUGAUGGAAUAUAAAUAUAGGCAAAAAUUUAGCUUAAAUCUAUUAAGUACAGCAAUUUUUUUUAUUUAAUCUAUGAUUGAUAUGCUGUGCAAUCGAUUAGAAGACUGAACUGACUCAGGUUAACAUGCGAGCACAGCGUUGUGCAAUUCAAUGCCGAGAUUUGCUAUUUCUAUUAAUAAAAACUUAUCACUUUUCCUCUUUUUUUCCACGACAAAUACCUAAAUAUUUUGGUAACACUUUAUGUACCUUAUUUUUUAACGUGGAAGUA
Messenger RNA from Cyprinus carpio (common carp), 1412 nucleotides. RefSeq names its product macrophage mannose receptor 1-like. The coding region runs from base 1 to 1014 and encodes 337 amino acids. Lineage: Eukaryota; Metazoa; Chordata; Actinopteri; Cypriniformes; Cyprinidae. The transcript is spliced from 4 exons. The record is from RefSeq and is a predicted model, not a curated record.